Molecule: messenger RNA, 2169 nt
Organism: Talaromyces marneffei
Lineage: Eukaryota; Fungi; Ascomycota; Eurotiomycetes; Eurotiales; Trichocomaceae
Exons: 3
Coding region: 1-2169 (722 amino acids)
Biological process (GO): regulation of DNA-templated transcription
Molecular function (GO): DNA-binding transcription factor activity, RNA polymerase II-specific; zinc ion binding
Source: RefSeq, a predicted model, not a curated record
AUGAGUUUCUCAGUCCGCAGAAAGCGGCUGACAUGCUCGGAAUGCACCCGGCGAAAGGUCAAAUGUGACAAGACGCUGCCUUGUCGGAAUUGCCUCGUCAAAGGUAUCAACUGUACACGCCCGAGAGGUCACGUCGACCUACCGGUCGACACACCGAGCCCGAGUUACGAUAUCAGGACUGAAACUACUCCUGAGGAGAAUCCGAACCGGGCGCUAUUGAGCUUGGUGGAAAGUCUUACUGCAAAGGUCAGCUCUCUUGAGUCCAGGCUUCAUCAACAACAGACGGCGUUGUCAGAAAGAAUGUCCAGUGAACCGCUCCCACUAUCAUCGUCGGCCAGUACGCCGGUAAUUCCCCAGAAUAUUGGUGCAGACAAUAUUGAGGUUGAGGAAGCAACAACGCAAAGUAGCUCCGAGGUUGAAGAUGCUGCUACCAUCCUUGAAUUUUUAGCUUGGGGUCGACGCAAGGACCCGAAAUAUCAAGAUCUGAUCACCAUUGGCGAUGGAAAUAUUCCCCAGCAUUCUCCAAGAGACGUCGAUAUGGAGAAUUACACCCCCUUCUUCCCAUCCAAAACGACGCUUCGUGCUUAUUUACAGUCUCUCCUUCCUGGCCGAUCUCACUUGUAUACUCUCGCCAAAUAUCAUUGUGACUGUCUUCUUUGGUACCAUGGUUCAUUCCACGCAGUUGUCUUUUCCAAAUCGCUGGACGACUUUUUCAACAAAAAGAAUGGCCAGAUUCAGCUGUCAGAUACGGAAUUGCAAUGGGCUAGUCUACUGUUUGCUAUUAUUUCAGGUUCUGUCACCUGUGCCCCUCGCUCAUUGGUCUUGACAUGGGGAUUUAAUGACGAUGAGCGAAAAGAGCUGUCGCAUAGAUGGUUUCAAGCGAUGAAUCUCUGCUUGCAGUACUCGGAUUACAUGUCGACGCAUUCUAUAUUCUCGGUUCAAGCAAUCGCUACCGUGACCCAUUCCGCUCACAUGCUAGGCCAUUCCAAUAGCCAUCCAGUUCUCCUAGCUUCUGCGGUUCGAAUUGCCCAGAGCAUGGGUCUGCAUCGUCUUGGAGCUGAGGUAGAAGACACAGAUCUUCAAAAUCUGAUUGAUCGAGAGCUUGGCAGACGUGUUUGGUGUCAACUUUGCACACAGGAUUGGUUCUCUAUUCCAUUUACAGAAAGCUAUCUCAUAAAUCGAACCUCGUUCAAUACUGCAAAACCAAGAAACUGCAACGACGAAGACAUGAUAGUAAAAUCAGACGACACACCGACCACUACGAAUUAUAUGCGCCAUCACUAUGAUGUUGCAGCUCUUAUGCCUCAAGUCCAGGAUGCCAUUGUCACCUCAAACACAUUAUAUACACGAUAUGAAAAGGUUCUGGAAUAUGACCAGCAACUGCGACUCUUGGCUACCGUCGGUCUACCGUAUUAUCUUCAAAACGUCCCGCUCGAUCCGUCUUGGCCGUGUUAUGUCCCGUGGGCUCGACGUGCCCUUGCCAUUAGUACCUCACAUAAAGUCAUUAUGAUCCAUAGGAAGUUUUUGGGCAUGAGCUUUGUCAAUCCAAUGUUUUCGCGGACCAGACGGACCUGUGUUGCGGCGGCAAGAACCAUAGUCAAGGAAUUAAGAGAGACCGGCAGUGAUGGCGGCCCAGUUCUUUGGAUCCACCACGCGUUUGUAGUAACGGCAGGAAUCAUUCUCUGCCUUGACAUGAUCCACUCUCCAGAGUCAUCACCGGAGUGUGACGAACACCGCCGCCUCGUCCAAGACGGGCUUAGAAUGCUCUCUGUAUGCGAGACAAAUAUGAUUGCAAAGCGGGGAGUCCCAUUACUGCAAGCUAUGCUUGCAAACGAACAAAGGAUUCGACGAAAGACUCUUCAUCAGAUUGAGCCUCAAAACGAAAUCAUUUCAAAUAAGACUGAGAGAAGAAAUAUCGACAUCAGUGAGAUCAUCCGACAUUUUUACCAGCAGGAUCGAUUGAAAUUUUCGGCUACAUCAACUAGACUGCAUCAAAAUGCAGACUGGUUUGAUGAUGAUAAUCAGGGCAGUUGGCCACCAGCAGAAGGAAGGCCCAAUACGGAGGGAAGAGUGAUUAUACCGCCACCUGGAAAUGAAUCCAUUUAUGGCAUUGACUUCCCGGACAACUUUGAAGAAGUGUUUGCCCUGGCAGCUAAUUAUAUAACUUGA